CUCCGAGUCUGCCGCUGCUGCCCCCCUCAUUUCAUUCUCGCUCCUGAAGAUCAGCUCUCCACAGAAAGAGGAAGCUCCGAUGGCUCUCCGCGCGCUGCUGACCAGAAAAACCCUAGCCUCCGCCCCGCGCCUCGGCGGCGCCGCCGCCGCGGCGAGCUUCCGCGGCCUCCAGACCUCCUCCCUCCCCGACCUCCCCUACGACUACGGCGCGCUCCAGCCGGCCAUCAGCGGCGAGAUCAUGCAGCUGCACCACCAGAAGCACCACCAGGCCUACGUCACCAACUACAACAAGGCGCUCGAGCAGCUCCACGACGCCAUGGGCAAGGGCGACGCGCCGGCCGUCGUCAAGCUGCAGAGCGCCAUCAAGUUCAAUGGCGGAGGUCAUGUUAAUCACUCAAUAUUCUGGAAAAAUCUUGCUCCAAUUCAGGAAGGAGGUGGUGAGCCACCAAAAGGGUCCCUCGGUUGGGCCAUCGACGAUCAUUUUCAAUCUUUAGACGCGCUCGUUCAGAAAAUGAAUGCAGAAGGUGCUGCUUUACAGGGCUCUGGAUGGGUGUGGCUUGGUGUGGACAAAGAGCUGAAGAAGUUGGUGGUUGAAACCACAUCCAAUCAGGAUCCGUUGGUGACCAAGGGACCAAGUUUAAUUCCUUUGAUUGGCAUAGAUGUGUGGGAGCAUGCAUAUUAUUUGCAGUACAAGAAUGUGAGACCAGAUUACCUGAAGAACAUAUGGAAAGUCAUUAACUGGAAAUAUGCCAGUGAAGUGUAUGAGAAAGAAUGCCCUUGAACUCUUCUUCCAUUCCCAAAAUCGUUGAUGGAAAUCUGGGAGGGAGCUCACUGAGUUGUCCCGUCGAUUCGGCCAAAAAAAAAUAGUAUGACGCAAUGUUGGGUCCCGGAAGAUGUUUUCAUUUGCAAAUAUGUAUCCUUGACCAUGGAAUAAGUUGAACUGAUGUGAAUUCUCACGGUUUCUCUGUUUUGGAACCUUGUAUUUCUGCCCUGUUCUUAAAAUGGGUGACCGUAAACCUUUGUGUUCAUCAGGUCUCAUGAAUUAUGAAGAAGUUUUGUGAUGCA
This is a messenger RNA of Syzygium oleosum, 1065 nucleotides long. RefSeq names its product superoxide dismutase [Mn], mitochondrial-like. Gene Ontology annotation, biological process: superoxide metabolic process. The record is from RefSeq and is a predicted model, not a curated record. Gene Ontology annotation, cellular component: mitochondrion. The transcript is spliced from 6 exons. The coding region runs from base 80 to 781 and encodes 233 amino acids. Gene Ontology annotation, molecular function: metal ion binding; superoxide dismutase activity. Lineage: Eukaryota; Viridiplantae; Streptophyta; Magnoliopsida; Myrtales; Myrtaceae.